GGAGAGAGACAGGGUCGGGAGAACGACCGUUCCUUUGGGGGAGAGGCACGUGUACCCGAGUGUGUGUGUGCGUGCGUGUGCGUGUGUGUGUGUGCUGCACGGUUGCACGUUGUGUCUAUGUACCUGCAGGCUUGUGCUUGUUUGUCCCGUGGAGUCAGCUCUCUGUUCUAUGCCCAGAGAGUGUGCAGGUCCGUCCUGCCUGGGUUUGGACCUUGGGCCCGGCCAUUUGCGUCCUUGCCUUCACCACUGUGGGUCAAUCUCCAUUUGUGUUUCGUGCAUGGUUUAUUGUUUCUGAAACGUAAAUUCCCGGAGGAAUUAUUAAACGUGUCUGCUCUCACCUGGCUACUAACAUCGAGGCUCGCCCCCUUCUCUCGGCAGCCUGGGGCCGAGGCCAGGGCCACUAUGGCGCUACCUCCUGAGCCAGCUACCCUCCCGCACACACUGCUGCUCCUGCCAGCCCUUCUGAGUUCAGGUUGGGGGGAGUUGGCGCCCCAGAUUGAUGGUCAGACCUGGGCUGAGCAGACACUUCGAGAGAAUGAACGCCACGCCUUCACCUGCCGGGUGGCAGGGGGGCCUGGCACCCCCCAAUUAUCCUGGUACCUGGAUGGACAGCUGCAGGAGGCCAGCACCUCAAGACUGCUGAGCGUGGGCGGGGAGGCCUUCUCUGGAGGCACCAGCACUUUCACUGUCACUGCCCAGCGGGCCCAGCAUGAGCUCAACUGCUCCCUGCAGGAUCCGGGCAGCGGCCGGUCAGCCAACGCCUCUGUCAUCCUCAAUGUGCAAUUUAAGCCGGAGAUUGCCCAGGUUGGGGCCAAGUACCAGGAAGCUCAGGGCCCGGGCCUCCUGGUCGUCCUUUUUGCCCUGGUGCGUGCCAACCCACCUGCCAACGUGACCUGGAUCGACCAGGAUGGGCCGGUGACUGUCAACACCUCUGACUUCCUGGUGCUGGAUGCCCAGAACUACCCCUGGCUCACCAACCACACCGUGCAGCUGCAGCUUCGCAGCCUGCCACACAACCUCUCGGUGGUGGCCACCAACGACGUGGGUGUCACCAGUGCCUCGCUCCCGGCCCCAGGGCUCCUGGCCACCCGGGUCGAAGUGCCACUGCUCGGCAUUGUUGUGGCUGGAGGGCUUGCCCUGGGCACCCUGGUGGGGUUCAGCACCUUGGUGGCGUGCCUGGUCUGCAGGAAAGAGAAGAAGACCAAAGGCCCCUCCCGGCGCCCAUCCCUGAUCUCUAGUGACUCCAACAACCUGAAGCUCAACAAUGUGCGCCUGCCCCGGGAGAACAUGUCCCUCCCGUCCAACCUGCAGCUCAACGACCUGACUCCGGAUGCCAGAGGGAAACCAGCGGACCGGCAGACAGCUCAGAACAACAGCCGGCCGGAGCUUCUGGACCCGGAGCCUGGAGGUCUCCUCACCAGCCGAGGUUUCAUCCGUCUCCCAAUGCUGGGCUACAUUUAUCGGGUGUCAAGUGUGAGCAGUGAUGAGAUCUGGCUCUGAGCUGAGGCCGAGACAGAGGAUGCCUUCUUGGCAUCUGGACCCCCUCCCGGUCCUCCUCCAAGGCAUCCUUUGCCUGGCCACGUUGCCAGCAUGGAGAGGCCACGCCACUGCCACUUUUGCUUGCCCUCUGGGACACAGGUAUCUUUGGCAAGGCUGCCAACUGGACCUAAGCCCUUGUUCCAACUUCAGUUGGAGGCCUAUGCCCAGGCCAAUGGAGCACUUUGUCUGGUGUGCCUGGAGGUUAUCCCACAUCUAAGGGUGGGGUGGCCCUGUUGGCUUGGGCCGGCUCCGUGCCCCACAGUGGUACGCUUCAGCACCUGAUACAGCAGGCAUGGGGCAGGCCUGGUUGGGAAGGCCCUGCAUGUCCUGGAUCUCCUUCCCGUGCUAUACGCAGCUUUGUUCCCUCAGGAAAAAGUAGGACCCUGCUAGCUAUAGAGAACCAAAUUGCCCUUUGCACAGGAACCAACCCCUGGCCCAGGGGUACUGGCCAAGCACAAACCAGUCCCUUUUGCUGCAUACCUCUUUACUCCCCUGUCCCCGCCUCCUCUUGGGCAUCAUAAGUUAUACAGUGGACCUUCUCCACUUCUUCACUGGGCACUAGACGUCCCCACUGGCCUGGCUCCUGGUGGUGCCAGUGCCUGGUGUUAGCAUAAGGCAGGAGAACAGUGGGAGGUGAGAAGCCUGCUGCAUCAAGACUGCAUGUAGCUCUGCAUCAUUUCCUUACAGUGUUAGCACUUUAAGCACAUCUCCUGGGGAGGGGGUGAGCUAGGACCCCAGGGCCGUCCAUGGCUUCCCCAAGUCUGGCCUUUUAAUGAUUCACUGUGAGUGCCCUGCGUCCUCAGGGUUGAUGGUUUCCCACUUAAAAUGUCUCCCCUACCGUGGGACCCCAGCAGGAAGCCGUUCCUCCUGUCCCACCCUGUGUUAAGGGGACAGUCAGAGUGGCACAUAAUUUGACAUUGCCAGAAACCUUAGGAAGACAUGGGAAAAGGAGGGAGACCACAUAUCCCAAAACAACCUAAGGACACUUUUGAAAAGCAACAUGGAAAAGAUCACAAACGAAUAGAGUGCUAAGUAUAUUUUUCCCUCCUUGAUAUCUUGUUUUGUAAUUUUUCUCAUGUUACUGCUAGGACAGUGCUGAGCACACAGUAGAUUCAAUAAACUUGACUGAGUGAAUGUUA
This is a messenger RNA of Vicugna pacos (alpaca), 2678 nucleotides long. The record is from RefSeq and is a predicted model, not a curated record. Lineage: Eukaryota; Metazoa; Chordata; Mammalia; Artiodactyla; Camelidae.